Messenger RNA from Acanthoscelides obtectus, 268 nucleotides. The record is from the annotation of a GenBank genome assembly. NCBI's taxonomy places the organism in Eukaryota, Metazoa, Arthropoda, Insecta, Coleoptera, Chrysomelidae.
CCGAAUCAGUAGGCGACAAGCAAUGAUACGAACGCUUAGAAUUCGAAUACAAGAUCCAUUAUUUGUCGCAGAUUAAUAACUGAUUAAGAAAUGGAUAAUUAGCGUUGCAUAAAAUGUUUGCUAAACGAAUGCUGAUGAAGAUGCAAAUGAAUAGUUUUAGAACUCACUCUGAACAUUUCUGUUCAGUUCUUGGCACGUUGACCUGGAACUUGCGUCCACAACCUGUCGAAGAUCCUCGUUGUUCAUGAUUUUUGGUCUCCCUGAGCGC